Molecule: messenger RNA, 1551 nt
Organism: Lingula anatina
Lineage: Eukaryota; Metazoa; Brachiopoda; Lingulata; Lingulida; Lingulidae
Product: ras-related protein Rab-4B
Biological process (GO): Rab protein signal transduction
Molecular function (GO): GTP binding; GTPase activity
Source: RefSeq, a predicted model, not a curated record
CAGAAUGCACCGAUAAAUCCGCCAUUUUGCAUUAUAAUUUGGAGGAGGAAGCGAACUCGUAUUACAAGAAAUGUCGGAGACAUACGACUUCCUCUUCAAAUUCCUUAUCAUUGGCAGUGCAGGAGCAGGAAAAUCUUGUAUCCUUCACCAGUUUAUUGAGAAUAAAUUCAAACAGGAUUCCAACCACACAAUAGGUGUUGAGUUUGGAAGUAAAGUGGUCAAUGUUGGUGGCAAGUCAGUCAAAUUACAGAUCUGGGACACUGCUGGACAGGAAAGAUUCAGGUCAGUGACAAGGAGCUACUACAGAGGUGCAGCAGGUGCUUUAUUGGUGUAUGAUAUCACAAGCAUUUGGCUGAAGUUUAUUAGGCUGAAGUACCGCGAUGCCAGAACAUUAGCGAGUCCCAACAUAGUUAUCAUCUUAGUAGGCAACAAGAAGGACUUGGAGGCAGAGAGAGAAGUCACAUUCCUAGAGGCUAGCAGAUUUGCACAAGAGAAUGAGCUAAUGUUCCUGGAAACCAGUGCAUUAACAGGGGAGAACGUGGAGGAGACUUUUCUCAAGUGUGCCAGAUCCAUUCUUACAAAAAUAGAGUCAGGAGAGCUGGAUCCAGAAAGGAUGGGUUCUGGGAUACAAUAUGGUGACGCCUCAUUACGGCGCUUGAAUCGACAGCAACAGUCGGGCAAGAAACCAGAUUGUGCCUGCUAAAACACCGGACUGAAAUUAGAACAACUGGAGAAUUUAUUUAUUUUGGAGACGUCUUGUACCUGUUUUACUUACUACUAGUACUUCAUUCAAGAAUGAUGAAAAAACUGCAGAGCAGGUUAGGAAGUGAGAACAGGGACAGGGUGGUCACUGGACUGUCCCAUGAAAAGUUCUGGUCAUAAGAUUUCUUGAGAAUUUCAGAAAUAAAUUUCUGCUUCUCUGCAGAUCUUUGUGAGGACAGGCAGUAUGUAAACUGUCAGUGGAACAGAACUUUAAAUAUCAAGAUAAACUUUUCCAUUCUUUUUAAACUACCGAGUUUAGGAUAAUUUGGCCUUUUCUGGACUGAUAUAACCAAAAUUGGUGCUCUUUUGCAUCAGUGUAUGAAGUCUUUAUAAAAAAGCAGGCAGGGUUUAAGAAAAUCAUUCUUAUAAACUAGUGACUUGAUGAUUACUACUCAAGAACAAAUAAACAUUUCAUGAUAAAUAUUACGAAUAGUGGGACAUGAGGAUCCCAUAUAAUGUUAGCAUUCAGAAGAGAAUUUGUGUAUUAUAUAUAAUUGAAUGGUCAUGUAACUUGAGAUUACUUGAAGGUUGUUGCUAGUCUAAAUAAAGUUUGAGCAUUGUUUUUUAGGGCACUUGAUGUAAUUAUUUUGUUAUAUAGCAGCCUUUGUUCUACCAACUGCCAUUUUGAGUAGGAAUGUGUAAAAUUAUUUCAAGGAAUAUCUGCACAUUGUCUUACAUACAGUCUUAUUGUGUUCAAAUAUGUGGCACUUGUUAUAAUUGUCUGAACUUGUAAGAAAAUUAAAAGGGUAAUUUUCAAAGCGCACCAAGUCGGUGCACACCCCCCCCCCC